AUGCGUCUACCGUCCACACUGCAGCACGGCGUCUCGCGUGUGAUGUUAAUCUGUCUGACCCCAGUCAUAGCUUUGGUCAUUCCAAUAAAGCAGGAAACCCUGGGUGCAACAUCUCAUGAUGUUUUUCCGCUGCCGACGCACCCUGUGCUUUCUACCGGACAAACCGUCAUGCUUGACGGUGUUCCGUAUUACUUACCUCCUGAGCCAUUGACUGCCAUAAGCCUACCAGACGAUUAUCAACCAAAAGUCGGCUUCAGCGCUUUGACGGUCUUCAAGCCUGAAUCCCUGCCUUUCUAUGAGGAAGAGCUGGAGGUUGCUGUUGAGAGCUAUUUGCGUCAAGACGAUGUAUUUUCCACCGCAUUCUUGCAAGCCAUUUACGUGCACUCAACUAAAGGCGGCGAAGCACAUGAAAAUGGUGCAUUGUCUCGCGCAGCACUCGCCAAUUACAACACUCGUUUAGUCCUGACUGGGUCGACUGAUCUCCCCCGGGGACCUUAUUUCCUCUCAGCAGAUGGAUCUGUGUUUCAGGCUCUGAGACUCUACUCAGAUACACAAGGCGCAUUUUCUCAGGGACUUGUUGCGCUUCCAGACGGCUCAUAUUCCGCACUGCCUGCUGCUUUACCAGGCAUCUCGGCUGUUGCGGUGCCCUCGCGGCUUUAUUCGGCGAAGAUACCAUCGCAGCCACUGGCAGGCGUCCGACUCGCAGUGAAAGAUAUUUUCGACAUACAAGGCGUCCGCACCUCAGCUGGAAGUCGAGCAUGGUAUCACUUCUACCCCCCGGCGAAUGUCACGAGUCCCGUAGUGCAAGCUCUCGUUGAUGCAGGCGCUGUUAUUGUGGGCAAAGUCAAGACGUCUCAAUUCGCCAACGGCGAAUUAGCAACCGCAGACUGGAUCGACUAUCAUUCCCCCUUCAACCCCCGAGGUGACGGAUAUCAACAGCCAUUCUCCUCGUCCACUGGUGCCGGAGUCGGGGUUGCCUCGUAUGACUGGCUAGAUCUCGCACUCGGAACAGACACAGGAGGAUCGAUUCGAUUCCCUUCGCAGGCAAAUGGCGUAUAUGGAAUUAGGUCGUCUCACGGUGCUGCCUUGCUAGACAGGGUUAUUCCGUUGGCUCCCCAGUUUGACACCGCUGGACUUAUUGCUCGAGAUCCGGCUGUGUGGAAAACUGCUAGCCAGAUCAUUUACCCUAGUACACCGUUCAACUGGCCAGAGUAUCCCAGACGGAUUCACACGGUAUAUACAGACCCAUUGAACGUUUCCGAUCCAAUUGAUUCCAUGGUGUCCGAUUUCCUUGAGCAGUUGGCCAAGCAUCUGUCCGCCAAUAUCACCGACAUUAACCUGCCUACCUUGUGGGAAGCAACUCAUCAUCAUCGUCCAUCAUCUAAUGUGUCAUCAGACCUAGCCGAAGUCAUCGACAGAAUAUAUCCGACCGUCAUUGGCAUUGAGCAGGCACGCCUUGUUCGCGAUCCCUUCUUUGCCGAUUACAAGGCCGAAUUUUCCGGACGACGUCCUUUCGUGAACCCAGCGCCCCGAAUUCGCUGGGCCUAUGGCGACUCCCUACCAGAGGGGACAUUAAAGGAAGCAUUGAGCAACAGAACAGAGUUCCGAGCAUGGAUUGCAGAGAAUGUGCUGCGGUCAAAUCCCGAUUCAUGCUCGGGUAGUCUUCUGGUGUACGUUGAGCCUGCCACUCGACAUCCGCUGUAUCGCGACUAUUAUCGAGAACUGCCAACGAUUCCCUUCGGGCAUGCCGCGAGUAUGAUUAGUGUAUACGCCGGCGUUCCUGAUAUGGUGCUGCCUAUCGGAGAAAAAUCGUAUGCGAGCGAAGUUACGGGUGUCGAGGAGAAAUCGCCCGUCACCGUGGAUUUGUUGGCGGCCAAGGGAUGCGAUGGCAUGCUCUUCCAGUUGGUGAAUGAGCUUGCACGGGUGGGAAUCUUGCCAGAGAUCAAGGCUGGGAGAUCGUUGGUUUCUGGAGGAGAUAUUCUGUUCUAA
This is a messenger RNA of Talaromyces atroroseus, 1989 nucleotides long. RefSeq lists its product as hypothetical. NCBI's taxonomy places the organism in Eukaryota, Fungi, Ascomycota, Eurotiomycetes, Eurotiales, Trichocomaceae. The coding region runs from base 1 to 1989 and encodes 662 amino acids. The transcript is spliced from 3 exons. The record is from RefSeq and is a predicted model, not a curated record.